CGGUCUCCAGGGUUCCUGGACUUCCCGCUCUCUGUGCUGGGCAGGGAAGGAAAGUGAGCCCUGGGGGUGGAGGGCAGAGGUGGGGUCAAAGUUACUUCCCUGCCACCACCGCUGUCUGUCCUGGAAGCCGCAGUUACUGCAGUGUGUGUGAGUUUGUAGCAGGGUGGGAGAGGAGAGAAGGGAGGUGGAGGGGCUGCAGCUGGAGUGAGGACUGUAUCUGUGUGUGCAAGCUGGGGUGACAGACGGCCUGGCACACUGAAGUCAGGUGCCAGGACCCAUGGGGCCUGCUGACUUAUGGGGACACCACUGGAUGGGAAUCCUGCUCUCAGCCUCGCUUUGGACCAUAUGGAGUCCUCCAGCUGCAGCCCAGCUCACCCUCAAUGCCAACCCACUUGACGCCACCCAAAGUGAGGACGUUGUUCUGCCUGUGUUUGGGACCCCCAGGACACCCCAGAUUCAUGGCAUAUCCAGAGAGCUGGCCAAGCCCUCCAUUGCAGUCAGCCCAGGCACUGCCAUAGAGCAGAAGGACAUGGUGACCUUCUACUGCAACACCAAGGACGUCAACAUUACCAUCCACUGGGUUUCCAACAACCUCUCCGUCGUGUUCCAUGAGCGCAUGCAGCUGUCCAAGGAUGGCAAGAUCCUCACCAUCCUCAUUGUCCAGCGGGAGGACUCGGGGACUUACCAAUGUGAAGCCCGAAAUGCCCUUCUGAGCCAGAGCAGUGACCCCAUCUUCCUGGACGUGAACUAUGGUCCUGAUCCUGUUGAAAUCAAACUGGAGUCUGGUGUUGCCAGUGGGGAGGUGGUUGAGGUGAUGGAGGGCUCCAAUGUGACCUUCUUGGCGGAAACAAAAUCUCACCCACCCUCUGCCUAUACCUGGUUUCUCCUUGACUCCAUUCUGUCUCACACCACGAGGACAUUCACCAUCCAUGCUGUGUCCAGAGAACAUGAGGGCCUGUACAGGUGCUUGGUGUCCAACAGUGCCACCCACCUGUCCCGCCUGGGUACUCUGAAGGUCCAAGUCCUUGAAACACUGACCACGCCUCAAGUCGUGCCUUCAAGCCUGAACCUUGUGGAGAAUGCUAGGUCCGUGGAUCUGACCUGCCAAACCAUCAAUCAGAGUGUGAAUGUCCAGUGGUUCCUGAGUGGCCAGCCCCUCCUGCCCAGUGAGCACCUGCAGCUGUCAGCUGACAACAGGACCCUAAUCAUCCACGGCCUCCAGCGGAAUGACACGGGGCCCUAUGCCUGUGAGGUCUGGAACUGGGGCAGCCGGGCCCGGAGUGAGCCCCUUGAGCUGACCAUCAACUAUGGUCCUGACCAAGUGAACAUCACCAGGGAGUUAGCAUCUGAGAUGAUCAGCACCAUCGAGGCAGAGCUCAACUCCAGCCUGACCCUGCAGUGCUGGGCCGAGUCCAAGCCAGGCGCUGAGUAUCGCUGGACUCUUGAACAUUCCACCGCAGAGCACCUGGGUGAGCAGCUGAUCAUCAGGGCUCUGACCUGGGAACAUGACGGGAUCUACAACUGCACAGCCUCCAACUCUCUCACCGGCCUGGCCCGCUCCGCUUCAGUCCUGGUCAAGGUGGUGGGUCCCCAGUCCUCCUCCCUGUCCUCAAGGGCCAUCGCUGGUAUUGUCAUCGGGAUCCUGGCUGUCAUUGCUGUGGCCUCAGAACUGGGCUAUUUUCUCUACAUCAGAAAUGCCAGACGGCCCUCAAGGAAAACAACAGAGGACCCCAGUCAUGAGACCUCACAACCCACCCCGGAGGAGGAGCACCCCACAGAGCCCAGUUCAGAAAGCCUGAGUCCUGAGUAUUGCAAUAUAUCCCAGCUUCAGGGACGGAUCAGAGUGGAAAUGAUGCGACCACCAGACCUUCCAGAGGAGACCUAUGAGACAAAGCUGCCUUCAGCAAGCCCUGGAGGCAAUUCUUUCAGCCCCUGGAAGCCACCACCCAAACCUCUGAUGCCCCCACUCAAAUUGCUCUCCACUGUGCCAAAAAACAUGGAGUCAAUCUAUGAGGUGUUGGGCAUGCAGCAGUGACCAACAUCGAUCGAUACAAAUGCUUUUCCUUGUGGAAUUGACAUUGUAGUGGUGAAGGCAGACAGUAGACCAAAUAAAUACUUAAAAU
Nomascus leucogenys (northern white-cheeked gibbon) is the source of this 2123-nucleotide messenger RNA. The record is from RefSeq and is a predicted model, not a curated record. Lineage: Eukaryota; Metazoa; Chordata; Mammalia; Primates; Hylobatidae.